UGCAAGAGACAGUGACAUGGCGUCCCGUGCCAAUCGCCACUGCCUGAAUCGUCGUGAGUCACUAACCCCAGGCACCAUUCAUUGCCGCGAGCGGGCGGGCGGAGGCAGCGGCGGCAAGGUCAAAUCAGGUCCGCCAACGACGCGAGACGAAACGACUCUCCGGCGGCCGGCUGCGCUGGUGGCUCGUGCGUUUCUUGAUAUCUUCCGCGGUUGGUCAAUUCGUCCUUUGAACCACCUUGCGCGACUCUCACUCCGAGACGGCCAGCUUUAAGCAGGCGCAGAGAGGUACAGACAUCAUUCAGCGGAUCGAUCGCCUGGCAAGGCUGAUCCGAGAUGGCAAGCGUCCCGCUCCUCUUCUCUCUCCUCCUCUUGCCCAUAUCGUCCUUCUUCCUGUGGCUCCCCUGGUCCACACACGUCGCCUUCUUCCAUCCACCUGAGCCAUCCUCGUUUGCCUCGUCCGCAUCUUCACACCUCAAUCUCGACUCUUGCCGACCUCUCCCUUCGGGGCCGGAAUGGUGCGCCGAACCAGUCAUCCACAGUGCAUCGCGCCUGGCCUACUUCCACUGCGAUGACUCGCGGCCUUGGUGGGACCCACCGAGCCAGACGUGGGAAGCGCUACCGCAGGGCAAGAAGGGAGGAUCAAUUUGGGUUUGGGAUCUCAAGGACUCGACAAGUCAGCCAAAGCAGCUCGAGCUUCACCAACCCACUUCUCGUCAAGGAGAGGUGAUCCAUCCUCUCUCCCUCUCCGUCGUCUCAUCAAAGAACGAUCCAGCAACAAACGUGCUGCUCGUCUCGAAUCAUCCCCAUGCCCGCUCAGCGGGAGUGGUAGACGUGUACCGUCACGAUGUAAACUUGUACCAUGCGGUACAGUACGACCGAAUCUCUGGUCAUGCGCUCAAGUCAAUGAAUCCAUACCGAAUCGACGCGGUGAGGGAGCAAUGGAGCUUGCCGGUGGAGGCGCCCAAGGAUGUACGUGGAGAGGUAGCGAGCGACGAUGAGCCCGCACCGUUGCCGCUGGGGCCGAUGGAGGUGCCCAGCUUCAUCUUUACAAGCUUGGCCACGCCCGAAUGCGUAGCGGCAGGGCCUGAGGAGGAAGAGAAGGAACGAGGAGGCAAGAUAUCUUCAGCCGCGCCAGCUUGCCCACGGCGUCCCGGUCGCAGUACCUCUCCUUCGCUGCCUCAAUACCUCCUGGACGUCCUGCCGCUCCCAUCCUUCAUCCGUUCCUCUUCCCCCUAUUCCCCAAGCCCACCUCGCACCAUCAGCCAAUACGUCGCCCUCUCCCAUUCGACGCGCCCGAUAUUUGACACGCUGGCCUCGCACCCGUCUGCUCCACCCCUCCUCCGAGCCUGGGACGGCGGAGGUGUUGCAGGCGGGAGCAACACGUCACUGCCUCACAUCUACGUCGGGGUCAACUCAGCAAAGAUGGCCCUUCUCGAACAAUGGGACCAACAUUGGGUCAAAGGCCCAGCGGCAGGGGCUGAGCUAAUCCCGGAUGGUAGGACGUACAGGGAUGUCCUGGCCAGGUGGGGCAGCUUUGUAACUUUUUGGAGCGCGCCAUUGCGUGGUUCUGGAGGUGAAGAAGAUGGGGCUUCGGCGGGAGCACCCGUACUCGGGAUGGAUGUGGACUCGUUUGGGAGAGUGUGGACUGUUGGCCCAUUGAGCAUGGGGAGAGUAGUGAAGAGGAUCGAGGAGCUCAGAAGGCGCCGUGGAGUCGAAGAGGAGGACAAGGACGAUGCAGAGCUGAGCCCAUCACCAGGCGCCCUAGUCCGUCAGACGACGUACGUUCACCGACUAGGCGCGGCUAUCGGCCAUCCGUGGGAGGUAGAGCGUCUCGCCCGAGCCAAGAAGAGGGGCAUCUGGCUGCCCAAACAGUUCUUCAGCACCGUCGUGUACAGGCUUGGCCUCACUUCACCAGCUGCUAGCGCAGGCUACCUCCCUGGAGCACCGACGGGCGUAGCGGUCGAUGAGGAAGGGAGGAGGGUGAUCAUCACCUCGAGCUGGGAGAGACGGGGAGCAGUCUGUGAGUUCAAAGAGGGCUGGGUCGAGGAGCAAGGAGAGUGACGAGCGAAAGCGUGAAAUUGUCCAUAUAUUUGUCUUUUCGGGCUCGAAUGAUCAUGAUCUUGGUGAGUCUACUAGGUGAGGAGAGGCGAGGACAGGAGAGCGUGAAGGUGGGAGCGAGGACUCGAAGGAUUGGUGAGAUGUACAAUGUGGGUCGGAUGUGAGAGUAGAGUCGUUACAUUGAGGUCGAGGGUAGUGUAUCUCGGUUGUAUGCCGCCGCGACGACGGUAUGUACAGUGGUGUGAGGGACCAGGUCAAAGAG
Messenger RNA from Jaminaea rosea, 2320 nucleotides. RefSeq lists its product as hypothetical. NCBI's taxonomy places the organism in Eukaryota, Fungi, Basidiomycota, Exobasidiomycetes, Microstromatales. The transcript has a single exon. The record is from RefSeq and is a predicted model, not a curated record. The coding region runs from base 334 to 2061 and encodes 575 amino acids.